UUCACCCUCUCCUUCGUUGUUUACAACUGCGCGUUUGGUCGUCAAAAUCGUUCGUGUGUUUUUAUCCAUCUUCUUCCGAUUUCAUAGCUGUCAAAACCUUCCAUCCAAAAUCAAAAUUAGUAUUUAGUAUUUAGUAUUUAUUUCAUUCAAACUUAACGUAAGCCUGUCGGUUAUACCAUUUUUCAGGUCAAGGAAACAACAAUUGAUAUUGCAACUUUUAGAAGAUAACAAUUACCUAGGAUUUUGUAGCAAGAUUCGUGACUGGCUGGUGUUGAGAAGUGGUCUAUAAGUGAUUUGGGUUCAGAAUAGAUUAAAUUUUAUGUUGUGGAGUAAAGAUUGAAGUUCGGAAAAUAUGUAGAGGGAUUGAAGUUUUGUGUACGUGCGUUUCAUCAUAAACUGUGUUUAUAAACGUUUCUGCUGUGAAUUGAAUCAGAUUUACAAUGGAAGAUCAAUUAAGUCAAGAUUCCAGUGAUGUUGAGAUGAACAACUCCAAGGGGGUCCUGCUGAAGAUCGCCAAUCUGUACGCGGAACAGUUGAUGUCGGAUGUCUGUCUGGUGGUGGGAGCGAACCGUUAUCCGGCCCAUCGGGUGAUUCUCUGUGCCAGCAGCGAUGUGUUCCAGGUCAUGCUCAUGAAUCCGGAGUGGAACGAAUGUCGGGAGAGUGUGAUUGAGCUCAAGGAGGAUCCCAUGUGUUCGAUGGUUUUCCCUCAGUUUCUGAAGUACCUGUACGUGGGACAGAUCAAAGUUUCGAUCCAGACGGUGAUGCCAAUGCUGGAGCUGGCCGAUAAGUACAACAUCAAGGACCUGGUGGAGCUUUGCGUGGACUACAUGAUGAAGCAUAUCGCCAAAGCGGCCACCCAGGGCUAUAUGGUUUCCUGGUUUCAGUAUACCAUUUCGUUGGGAAGUGGACAUGUGGAGCUGACACAGGCGUUGAAACGGUUUCUCAAGUGGAACCUGGACAUCGUGUCGGAGUCGAAUGAUUUCAACGAACUUUGCGGGAUGAUUUUGGUGACGCUGCUGCAGCAGAACGAUCUGGUCGUCCAAAGCGAGUACACUCUGUUUGGGUAUCUCGAAAAGUGGCUCCUGUACAAAAAGGACCAACUGGACAAGGACCCGGAAAUGUCGGAGGAGGAACGACAGUUCGAACUGGUCAGCACGAUCGAGGCCGUUUUUGUGCAUGUGCGCUUCGCUAUGAUGUCCCCUGCGGAACUGGCCAACGUUUUGGUUUGCUCCAUUUUCCCCUUUCACAAAGAAUUCUUCAUAGAACGGGUGGCCAUCGGAAUGUGUUACCACGCGGGACAAGACGAUCGAAUACGAGAGAUUCGAUCGCAGGAAAAUGGUGCCCUCCAGUUUACACCACGACUGUACACGAACGAUCGGUGGAGUCUGAAUAUGACGGUCGAAGAGUUUGAUAAAAUCGAAAACUACAAGAACUUUGUGUGGUGUUUCUUCUCGCAGAAGUAUCUAUCCGAAAGAUACGAAGACCAAAGUGUCGCGUGGGAAAUAGAGCUGUUCCCGCGGGGAGUGAAAUAUAAUCGCGCCAUGCUGAUAGGAGUGUACAACAUGCUAGUCAAUACGGAGAUUCCGGAGUCGAUUAUUCGGACCGUCCGGUUGAAGGUUCUGUGCCAGGAACGUUUGCAAAGGGACCACCGGUUUAGGAUCGGCGUCCUGAUCAGCGGCGUCCAGAAUCGCAUCACCCACAUUCGAACGUGCCACGUGCGGACGGCGUACUUCUCCAACGACUUCCGGGUGCUCAACAUCGACAACCUGAUACCGUAUGACGAGCUGCAGCUGAGCGCGGUCAAUCUCAGUCCGCACCUAAUCGGCGAGAAGCGCGACACCAUCCGGCUGCAGGUCAUCAUCGCUCCGCUUGGAGAAUACGCCAGCACCGACAUGCCAACGUUCGAGUUCAAAGACUUAUAACGAUAAGAAGAUGGUACGGAACAGUCGAACCACACCUUCUUUGCGGUUGAGCAAAGUAGGGAAGAAAGGAAGCACGUUGUUUUUCGCUGGCGAUGAGUUCUGAGGCAGGGAACAGAUCAGCCAUCACGUGGUUGACGUCGACGGCAGAGUGGUCGUUUUACUUGAACCAGUAGCAAAAGGUAUCAUUUUCGUUGAUCGGGUUUUUAGUUUAUCUAGCCGUUAGGAGGAGCGGGAUGUCGGUUUUCAGCAUAUGUAUUAGUAAAUCUAUUCAGCUGGAAAUUAGUUAUACAGAACACUGCAUAUAAUAGAUUACCAAAAUAAUAUAUGACGCAGGUUUACAACCAUCAUUGAUUCAUGUGCUAUUAUCUUUCACACCAGUAAAUAAUUAACUAUUCGAAUAAU
This is a messenger RNA of Aedes aegypti (yellow fever mosquito), 2324 nucleotides long. RefSeq names its product galectin-3-binding protein A (gene Tango10). Gene Ontology annotation, molecular function: protein binding. The coding region runs from base 441 to 1922 and encodes 493 amino acids. The transcript has 6 exons. NCBI's taxonomy places the organism in Eukaryota, Metazoa, Arthropoda, Insecta, Diptera, Culicidae. The record is from RefSeq and is a predicted model, not a curated record.